AUGAGCUUACGAUCUUUAACUCGCUUUGUUUCUUUAAGCCGUCCUUUGGUUAAUUAUUCAUUUUCACCAACGAAAUCAUACUCAAAAACAUUUAAUAAUAAUAAUGGAAUAUCAAGAUUAGUGAUCAAUCCUUUGUUAUGUAGAAAUUUAUCUAGUGAGUUGAAAAAAUCAUUAGAUGAGAAAGUUUUAAAAAAUGAUAUCGUGUUAUUCAUGAAAGGUACACCCAACGAACCGCAAUGUGGAUUUAGUAGAGCUGUAGUUCAAAUCUUUGAUGCUCAAGCUUUUGAUGUUUUAGAAAAUGAAGAAUUAAGAAAAGGAAUCAAAGAAUAUUCGAAUUGGCCAACAGUUCCACAAGUUUACAUUAAAGGAGAGUUCGUUGGUGGAUGUGAUAUUAUGCUUAAUAUGCAUCAAUCAGGUGAAUUGGAAGAUUUGUUGGUAAAAGAAGGGUUGAUAAGUCUUUCUGGAGAAGAAGGUUCAGCCGAAGGUAGUAAUGAACAAAAACAACAACAAACGUAA
Diversispora eburnea is the source of this 516-nucleotide messenger RNA. The record is from the annotation of a GenBank genome assembly. Lineage: Eukaryota; Fungi; Glomeromycota; Glomeromycetes; Diversisporales; Diversisporaceae.